CCUCAGAUAUUGUAUCGGAACCGGUGGUUAUGGGAAUGUCUACCGAGCACAACUUCCAAGUGGGAAAUUAGUUGCCUUGAAGAAACUUCAUCGUCGAGAGGCAGAGGAGCCGGCUUUUGACAAGAGUUUAAAAAAUGAGGUGGAACUGCUCACACAAAUACGUCACAGGAGCAUUGUAAAGCUUUAUGGAUUCUGUUUGCACCAGCGCUGCAUGUUUCUUGUUUACGAGUACAUGGAAAAGGGAAGCUUGUUUUGUGCCUUGAGAAAUGAUGUUGGAGCCGUGGAACUGAAGUGGAUGAAAAGAGCACACAUCAUCAAAGACAUUGCUCACGCAUUAUCUUACUUGCAUCAUGAUUGCAACCCACCAAUUGUUCAUCGAGACAUAUCAAGCAGCAAUGUUCUGUUGAAUUCAGAAUUCAAGUCUUUUGUUGCUGAUUUUGGUGUGGCUAGACUUCUCGAUCCUGAUUCGUCCAACCAUACUGUACUUGCUGGUACCUAUGGAUACAUUGCCCCAGAGCUGGCUUAUACUAUGGCGGUGACAGAGAAAUGUGAUGUUUACAGCUUCGGAGUUGUGGCGCUUGAAACUUUGAUGGGAAGGCAUCCGGGAGAUAUCCUAUCAUCAUCUGCUCAGGCUAUUACACUGAAAGAAGUGUUAGAUCCUCGUUUGCCACCUCCAACAAAUGAGAUUGUCAUACAGAAUAUAUGUACCAUUGCAAGUCUGAUAUUUUCUUGCUUACAUUCAAAUCCAAAAUAUCGACCUUCAAUGAAAUUCGUGUCUCAAGAAUUUCUAUCUCCCAAGAGAUUAUUGGGAGGUCUCGAGAUUUCUUUCUUGGAACUGCGAAAUCUUGGCAUGCACACAAAUGUAGGUGAGAUCACAGUUCCUCGCUGAAAAAGUCAACUUUGAGCUCACCUGGAACUUCAACGAGAGCCUCCAAGAGCAUGCGUUUAUAGAAUUUCUUAAUUUUGGAAUAAUUUUUUUUUCUUUUGUUUUAGUACACUACAUGUCUUUGUAAUAUUUUAGUGUGACAUUGUAUGCAAUUUUAAUAAUGCACACUUUUCUUGUGCAUGAUAGCUAGUAUCAAUAUACAUGAGCAUCAUAUUAAGUACUCUACCUCUCUGUCUAGCAGGUUAAAUUGAAAUCAUCACUCAUCUUAUAAUUAGGCAAAUCCCCACUUGAAA
Molecule: messenger RNA, 1179 nt
Organism: Populus trichocarpa (black cottonwood)
Lineage: Eukaryota; Viridiplantae; Streptophyta; Magnoliopsida; Malpighiales; Salicaceae
Product: MDIS1-interacting receptor like kinase 2
Exons: 3
Coding region: 212-889 (225 amino acids)
Biological process (GO): protein phosphorylation
Molecular function (GO): ATP binding; protein kinase activity
Source: RefSeq, a predicted model, not a curated record